AUGGAAAUCCACUAUAACCUCCUACCCUGCGCUGUGCCCGCGCUGCGGCACAGCGGCCCAUGGGGGAGGCGGGAGGGCGAGGGCAGCCCAAUGCCCAACCUACGGCAACGAGAUUCCAUACUUUUGUCCGUGCUGCUUAGGGAAGCACCCGGCCUGGUUAUGGCGUCUUCUGGCAAUUCGAGUGACGAUGCCAGCGGUCCCAGCCGAGCACAGGCGGUACAUCUCCCUCCCCUACUACAACAACUAUCCUCUGGGCUCUCUGAGCUAGCGAUAUCUCCCUCGCCGCCAGCUACUGAAGCUGCGACUUACGACAAAGAUUUGGCUGCUUCUGAGCCCGUUACGGAUGAGGAGUUUCCUGACGACAUCAUCCCGGGCACAGUCGCUGAGUGGCAGAAGCUUCGCUGUAAGAACAGGAGGGCUGUAAACAGAGGACAGAUCAUCAAAAACAUACAGGUUGAGACAUUGUAUCAGUGGUCAAGCAAAGGGGGGGGGGGGGGGGCACUGCGCCUGGCUGCGGCAUUGAGAGAUCCCCGUAUCAAGGAUGCAUUGGAACCGACGGGCAUCAAGAUCACCGACUCCGAAGAAGCUGGCGAUGUAUUUCACUCCGCUACAGUCCGCAGGGAAAUGAAGGUGCUCUUGACUACAGACCCGUUCAAUGACUUCAAGCCUUAUGCCCAUCAAGGCGAUGAUGCUGCCACCAUUACCGAGAUGUGUAGCACCUCUUAG
Molecule: messenger RNA, 726 nt
Organism: Chaetomium globosum CBS 148.51
Lineage: Eukaryota; Fungi; Ascomycota; Sordariomycetes; Sordariales; Chaetomiaceae
Exons: 2
Coding region: 1-726 (241 amino acids)
Source: RefSeq, a predicted model, not a curated record